GCGCUGGCCCGUUGCUAGGUAACCGCAUCCAUGGCCGGGAAGACUGGCCGAAAAACCCCGGCUCCACAGCCGGUGACGGAGGUCGUGCAAACCCCGGAAGGGGACGCGGCGGAUUCCGGCGUGACGAUCGCGGGGACGGUGUCUCCUCCGUCUACCUUGUCUACGGUCUCUCCAUUGUCUCUGUCGUCUCCGGCAGUCGGGCCAUCGGCCGCCCCCGCCGCAGCCGCGGGCACGGGUGUUAGUGAAGCCCCCGCAGCCUCUAAGACUACACCGGAGCUGGAGAAGAAUCUCUGGGAACAGAUCUGCGAGGAAUAUGAAGCUGAGCAGCCUCCCUUUCCAGAAGGGUAUAAAGUAAAACAACAGCCUGUGAUUACUGUUUCUGCUCCUUUGGAGGCAACGGUUUUCCCAGGUUUAAGUCCAGAACACUUUUUUCAAGUUACUCCAAAUUAUGCCAUUGUCCAAGAUAUACCUUGUGCAGCACCUGAAGCUCCAGACGUCUUUGACCCCAAAACAUGUUCUCCCAGAGAGUAUCUAGAAAAUUUCAUAUUUCCAGUGUUGCUUCCUGGAAUGGCUAACCUACUCCAUCAAGCUAAGAAGGAGAAAUGUUUUGAGCGGAAAAAAACAAAAUUUAUUGCCUGUGAUUAUCUGACCGAGUGGUUAUACAACCAGAAUCCAAAGAGGAUAGAUGAACCAUUCACAGAAUUCUUCUCAAUUCCCUUUGUGGCAGAUUGGCUAAAGGUUCAUCCUAGGCCACCAAUUCCUCUGUCUCUCUUGCUAUCAGAAGAAGAAGCAACCCUCAUCAUCCAGUCAUUCUGGAGGGGCUAUCUGGUUCGUUGUGAACCUAAGAUCCAAGAAUUGCGACAGUGGCAGAAACAACUGAGGGAAGACAAUCACAUUCGUCAGAGAGUGAAAGAAUUCUGGGCUAAACAAGAAAAAAAAGUGAAAUGCACAUUAGAGGAUGAAGAACAGCCUCCCAAUCUGCAGCCUAAGCCAAGCACCAUCAUAGAUGCCCCGAGCAAAUAAAUGCUAUCUGCCUCUUGCAUUCUUAAGUCUUAAGACGAUGAAAGUUCUUUGUAUGCUGGCAAAAUAAAGAGUCGCUGGUGCACAACACAUCAAAAAACAGCUUCAUAGGCAGGUGUAGUCGAUUAUAUACAAGCUUACUCGCAUUAUUCUCUGGAGCUUUCCCCAAUAAUCCACUCUACCUGGGAGAAAAGCACCAGGCUGGAGUUCUUGCAAACAGUACAUUUCCCUUUCAGUCAUUGGUCUAGAUGUUUCCCUCCUGUGGUACAAAACUGCUUCUGAAAUGCAGGGUGGCAGUGGCUCUCUAGCUGCCCACUCCCUAGUCCCAAUAGUAAUGCACUAUUUUCUGGUUCUCCCUAAGCAUUCAAAUCCAUUUUCCCACCUUUUGUGAACUACUCAGUUGCAAUUUAAAAGAUUCCUUUUUAAACUGAGAUCCCAAACUUGGGAAUUCUGGGUUUUCUUUAUCUGAAGCUACAGACAGUCUUUUGCAAGUAUUUGCUCAUUUUAAAUUCUUUUGCUACUGCAGCAGUUAAUUUCAAAGAAGAACAGUAUUUUUUGGGUCAUAACAAUCCUUAACAUUUACUAGAACCCAUGGGAGUACGAAUGCAAGCAACAAAAAGGGGAGGCCAGAGUGAGUUUUCAGCUCAAACCUUUAGGCCAGAAAUAUUGUAGAGAGGUCUUUAGCUUCCUGCUGAAAUUAAUAUCAAGUCCACAUUCAUUCUCCGAUUUGCAGUAUCUGUGGUCACUGAAUCUAAAGUCCUCAGAAUAGCCAUAGGGCCAGAUUAUGAAGGAAAAUGUUAGGCCAUUUUAACAAGUUACAACAAACAUUGUACGUAAAUAGUAAAGCCUUUAUUUUUGUUAAGAACAGCAUUUUGAAAAUAAAACAUAUCUGCCCAUGCUU
Messenger RNA from Trichosurus vulpecula (common brushtail), 1921 nucleotides. It is a transcript of the gene IQCK, whose product is annotated as IQ motif containing K. The record is from RefSeq and is a predicted model, not a curated record. NCBI's taxonomy places the organism in Eukaryota, Metazoa, Chordata, Mammalia, Diprotodontia, Phalangeridae. Gene Ontology annotation, molecular function: protein binding. The transcript is spliced from 9 exons. Bases 31 to 1023 code for a protein of 330 amino acids.